AGUUUUCUCCAACCUGAUGAACUGUCUAGUGUCGCUGCGCUAGCAAAUCCAUCGCUGCCAGGCAGUUCUUGUGAUGUUUUGAGAGUAACAGCGGUGCUUUUCCCCACUGGAAUACAAGGAGACGCCACAACACACUGCUGUCAAUGAAGUCUACUUUUGAAGGUGCCUAAAUUGCUGUGGGAAUUGACCAGUAGGAUUUACAACAGUGCAAAGUAUUUGCUCAGUGCCCCCCAGUCGGCAAGAAUAGGUUUCCAGUUCCCACACCACAUCCAUGUUGACUGCGGCAGCCUUCGCACUAGGUCCAGGGCUACAAACCCCACAACCCCUUUGUUCUUCUGUGGCAAAGAUUCAGCUAAAUUGCAGCGGUUGAGGAAGGACCAUCGCAUGUUAAAAUGUACAUCCUUGUUUCAGUUUGAAGGAUUGUUUACGCGUUAAAAUGGCUGCUGAAAUGGCAUUUGGAAGAGAGGGGUCUUGAAUCAGUGCUGUAACGUUACUAUACCUAGCAGAGGCCAAACUACAAAUAAGCUACAUAUGCUAACAAAUGAUGUAUUGGCUAGUCACAGUUUUCAACGAGUUAGCUGCUUAAUUAGCUUUAACCGAUGGUCGGCUUUUUUGGUAGGUUCUUUCAACAAGAGGUAGGGUGAAGGGAAUUCCUCCCACUCCAAAUGUAUGCAUGCGGUUAAACAAGCAGCCUUUUUUAACACUUUGAUAACAGUACAUUUUCUUAGCCGUUUUGCUUUGUAAACAGGCUUAGCUAAGCCUUAAUGUGAGUAUGCAUAACGCUCAACAAAUAUGCAGGACUUCUUUGUUAUAAUUCAAACAUCCUGAAUAGCCGAGGCUUUCUCCAGCAGACCUAAAGGCCCCGGUCUUUUACUCGGCUUGGUCGUCCUGGCAGAAAAAUGGAUCCUGGGGGGAAAUGUAAGACUGAACUCCUUCUUUUUGGACCCAAAUUAGCCACCCACAGCGAUCUGCGGGGUAUCAACAGAUACUUGGUGGUCUAUGUUUUGUUUUACUUUGUACUGUUCACUCACGCCUCCCCGGCGAAACCGUGUGACAAGAAUUGUCUAUCUGGAAAAUGUAUCAACGGAUCCUGCAUCUGUGAUCGUGGAUGGGUUGGAGACCAGUGCCAGCAUUGCCAAGGAAGGUUCAAGUUGACUGAGCCCUCAGGAUACCUCACCGAUGGUCCAAUCAACUACAAGUACAAAACAAAGUGCACCUGGCUCAUUGAGGGCUAUCCAAAUGCAGUUCUCAGGUUAAGAUUUAACCACUUUGCCACAGAAUGUAGUUGGGACCAUAUGUACGUCUAUGAUGGAGACUCGAUAUAUGCCCCCCUGGUUGCUGUUUUCAGUGGCCUCAUCGUGCCAGAGAUACGAGGAAAUGAGACGGUUCCUGAGGUUGAGACAACUUCAGGCUAUGCACUACUGCACUUUUUCAGCGAUGCUGCAUAUAACCUGACAGGAUUUGAAAUAUUUUACUCGAUCAACUCCUGUCCCAAUAACUGCUCUGGCCAUGGGAAGUGCACCCCUGGUAACUCGGCCGCCAGCAGAGUGUACUGUGAAUGUGACAAGUACUGGAAAGGCGAGGCCUGUGACAUCCCGUACUGCAGGAACAACUGCGGCAGCCCCGACCACGGCUACUGCGACCUCACUGGGGAGAAGUUGUGCGUCUGCAAUGACAGCUGGCAAGGCCCAGACUGCUCUCUAACUGUACCUUCCACUGAGUCCUUCUGGGUUCUACCAAGCGUCAAGCCGUUUGGCACAUCACUCGGCAGAGCUUCCCAUAAGGCUGUGGUGCAAGAAAAGGUCAUGUGGGUGGUGGGCGGAUACACCUUCAACUACAGCUCCUUCCAGAUGAUUCUCAACUACAACCUGGAGAGUGGCAUCUGGAACACAGUUCCCAUAAAUAGUGGCCCUGUGCCAAGAUACGGCCACUCACUCGCUGCCUACCAGGAUGAUAUCUAUAUGUUUGGUGGGAAACUGGAGGCGGGCUGGGCGAAUGUGACAGACGAGCUGUGGGUGUUCAACAUACCAAGUCGGACGUGGCAGCGGAGAAACCCUGUGGUUGGCCCACCGGCCCAGAUUUACGCUGUGGAGGGUCACUCGGCCCACUGCGUCUCGCUAGAUGAGGGCGAGGCCAUUAUGCUGGUCAUCUUUGGCUACUCCCCCAUCUACAGCUACGUCAGCAACGUUCAGGAGUAUAGCCUGAGGUCCAACACGUGGCUGGUGCCUGUGACCAAAGGUGCCGUUCCCCAGGGAGGUUACGGCCACAGCAGCACGUAUGACAGUGCCAGCGGUAGUGUGUAUAUUCAUGGAGGCUAUAAGGCACUGCCUGCCAACAAGUACGGCCUUGUUGAUGACCUUUACCGCUAUGAGGUUAACACCCGGACAUGGUUCAUUUUGAGAGAGAGCAGCUUUCCACGGUACAUGCACUCAGCUGUGCUCCUCAGCGGCACCCUGCUCAUCUUCGGCGGCAACACACACAACGACACAUCACUCAGCAACGGGGCCAAGUGUUUCUCUGCUGACUUCCUUGCGUAUGACAUCGCGUGUGAUGAGUGGAGUCUCCUGCCUAAGCCAGACCUGCACAGGGAUGUCAACCGCUUUGGUCACUCUGCUGUGGUCAGCAAUGGGUCCAUGUAUGUGUUUGGGGGCUUCUCCGGCGUGCUGCUCAACGAUGUGCUUGUUUACCGACCCCCCAGCUGCCAGGCCUUCUUGGCAGAGGAAGGGUGUGUGAAGGCUGGGCCGGGGGUGCGCUGCAUCUGGAGUCGAGGCCGCUGUCUUCCCUGGGAACCCAGCAUGGUUAAUGGAAGCCUCACUCCUGCCUCGUUCUGCCCCCCUAAACCUGUCACAGUGGAUGAGCGGUGCUACCGGUUCUCAGACUGUGCCAGCUGUACAGCCAACACCAACGGGUGCCAGUGGUGUGAUGACAAGAAGUGCAUCUCUGCCUCCAGCAACUGUACCUCUAACGUGAGGAACUUCACUGAGUGUCCAGUGCGGAACGAGCAUGUGUGCAGCAAGCUUGCCAACUGCAAGAGCUGCUCGCUGAAUCUCAACUGUCAGUGGGACCAGAAUCAGUCAGAGUGCCACGCUUUGCCUGCCCAGCAGUGCAGUGAGGGAUGGAGCCAGGUGGGGGAGGCCUGUCUGAGGAUCAACUCCAGCCGCGAGAGUUAUGACAAUGCCCAACACUACUGCAAGAACCUCAAUGGAAACAUCGCCUCACUCACCACCUCCAAACAAGUGGACUUUGUGCUUGAGGAACUAAACAAGCUCCAGCAACAAGACAAGCGGCUGUCUCCCUGGGUGGGCCUGAGAAAAAUCAACGUGUCGUACUGGGGUUGGGAGGACAUGUCUCCCUUCACCAACGGCAGCCUGCGCUGGCUGCCCGGCGAGCCCAGUGACUCUGGUUUCUGUGCAUACCUGGAGGAGCCUCAGGUGUCAGGCCUGAGGGCCAAUCCAUGCACUGCCACUGCCCAUGGUCUCAUCUGUGAAAAAGCUACCGGAAACCCCAACCAGAGUUCCCGUCCAUCCUGUAAGAAGCCUUGCUCGAUGCACACUAAUUGUGCCAACUGUACCAGCCAGGCCAUGGAGUGUAUGUGGUGCGGCAGUGCGCAGCGCUGUGUCGACUCAACUGCCUAUGUUAUCUCUUUCCCCUAUGGCCAGUGUCUGGAGUGGCAGACUGGUGAUUGUGUGGCUCAGAACUGUUCAGGCCUGCGGACAUGUUCCCAAUGCUUGGAGCAGCCUGAGUGUGGCUGGUGUGGAGAUCCCAGCAGCACAGGGAAGGGCCUGUGCAUGGAGGGCUCUUACCGGGGGCCAAUGAAAAGACUGGCGAAGCAGGGCCAGCAGGUCCAGUCCCAGGACAUGAUCCUGGAGCCGGGCAUCUGCCCCAAAGACAAGGGCUACGAGUGGGCCUUCAUUUACUGCCCUGCAUGCCAGUGUAAUGGCCACAGCACAUGUGUGAACGGCAGUGUGUGCGAACAGUGCCGUAACCUCACCACUGGUCCUCACUGCCAGACCUGCAUGCCGGGUUACCAUGGAGACCCAACCAAUGGCGGCAAAUGCCAGGCCUGUAAGUGUAAUGGUCAUGCAAGUGUGUGCCAGGUGUUAACUGGCAAGUGCUUCUGUACCACCAAGGGGAUCAAAGGAGACCAGUGCCAGCUAUGUGACUCAGAAAACCGUUACCUUGGCAAUCCACUCAGAGGAACCUGUUACUACAAUCUCCUGAUCGACUACCAGUUCACCUUCAGUCUCAUCCAGGAAGAUGAUAAUCACUACACUGCCAUCAACUUUAUGGCCUCACCUGAGCAGGCUAACAAGAACUUGGACAUGUCCAUUAAUGCAUCCAACAACUUUAACCUCAACAUCACCUGGUCGGUGGGAUCGACAGCUGGAACCAUCUCUGGAGAGGAGGUACCCAUUGUGUCCAAAACUAACAUCAAGGAAUACAGAGACAGUUUCUCCUGUGAGAAGUUCACCUUUCGAAGCAACCCCAAUAUUACCUUUUAUGUCUACGUCAGUAACUUCUCAUGGCCUAUCAAGAUCCAGAUUGCCUUCUCCCAACACAACAGUAUCAUGGAUCUUGUCCAGUUCUUUGUCACAUUUUUCAGUUGCUUUCUAUCACUACUCCUGGUGGCUGCAGUGGUGUGGAAGAUCAAACAGACCUGCUGGGCUUCACGCCGGAGAGAACAACUGAUGAGAGAGCGUCAGCAGAUGGCCAGUCGUCCAUUUGCCUCAGUUGCGCUCGCACUGGACGCCAGGGGCGAGGAAACAGAACUGUUGCAGCCUGUGGUUGACGGUGUACCUAAACCUGUAGCGAUUGAGCCGUGUUCAGGAGGGAAAGCUGCUGUGUUGACUGUCCUCAUGCGUCUGCCCUCUGGGCUCUCAGACUUACCUCCCCCAGGACAGUCAGGACUCAUUGUUGCCAGUGCGCUGAUAGACAUUUCACAGCAGAAACCAUCAGAUUUUAAGGACAAGUCCCAGGGUUUAAAGAACCGAAAAGCCCUUUUUCCAGCACACCAAGGCACCUGUGUCUGAGUCUCAACCUGUCAAUCCAGUUGGGUCCCUUUUUAUACCAUCUGAGGUCACAUUAUUUCACUAUGGCGCAGGUCCCAGUUGGAGGCCUUUCCACAGACAAGACAUUGCUACGUUUGGCUGCUACUACUCAAAUGUUCACUGAAACUUGCGGAGUCCACAAGAGCACAACCUUGCUUACCUUUCCUGUCCCUUUGCUCUAAUCUGCACACAUCCACCUCUGGUCACAUCUCCAGUCGUCUCCAAUCUCUGUAACAACCUUUCCUCCACCUACUGGGCCCAAAAUUGCUUCCCUUCAGCUUGGGCAGUUACCAUGGCAAAACUGCGUCUGCGUGUUGUCUGCGCUAAGCGGGAACCCGCCUGAUCAGUGACAUCAGAGACAGAUUUGAUGAGGGGGAUCUGCACCUAUUGGAGCUUCGGUCGGGACUAUUUUGUGACGCCUCAUCGUCCAUUUGCUCAGCAUGAGGGAAAAGCGAAGGUGUCUGUACCUUAAGGUAUAUCCAAGUUAAAUUGAUCACAUCAAGUUGGAAAGACGAGAGAUGAUCUAAAAAAUGGCUGGUAGACCUCCAACACAUGCUGCCUGUGGUUUUUUGUUUGUUUUUUUGCUUGCCAACAAGUGGUAUUCUAUGGUGCUAAGGCAUUUAGUUCUUAUGAGAAGCCUUUGCUGUAUGGACUGAUAUCAUUCUGCCUUUUCGUGGGGGAAGCUAUGCGCUAGGCUAGGACUCUCUUUAACACCCCGUAACCACGUGAUAGGGUUUUGACGACGUAUUUUCGCCACACCACUUUGCCACUUACCAUUUAAUGAUCGGUUUUAGCAUUUACUGUACAUAUGUAUCAUCCACCCAUCUGAAGCUAACGUCUGUAUUUUCUGUGGAAUACAUGUACAAAUGCUGCUGAGACAUGAGACUGCAAUCACUACAAGCGGCUGCAUGUAGGUGAAGACCGCAGAACUGAAGGAGGCACAAACAAACCAUCAGUCAUAAAACUAAAGCACGGAAAACUGGAAAAAAAGUUUGAUCCAUUUUUAUUAGCCAACUGGAAGUUUCAUUUGUUACAAAAAUCCAGAUUUUUUUUGUUCAGUGUGCUCACUGCUAAAGAAGUUCCAUAAUGCAGACUAACAAGGACGUUCUGGUCAAUUCUUUACCGUAGCUGGUUAUUGGGUCAUUUUGCUGUGCAACUUGCUGUUGGCCUUGGAUUUAUGUGGUGGGCGGAUGCCAUUUAAGAGAAAGAUGUCUGCUUAAGAAAAUUAGACCAGGGACAUCAUGCUCCUCUGGCUGUUUACUAGUUUGUUUUGUAAGGUUUUUUUAGGAGCCCUCUGACACCAUGACUUUAUUUCCAUCUUUGAGUACAAUGAAUUACGUUACUUUUUUAUAAUGUUUCCAUGGAAGGAGGGGGCCUGUUGAUCUGCAGAAUUUUCAAAGCUGUCGACCAUUUUUAGCCCAGACCUCCACCCUGAGCUGUACAGUGUCUUGUUGGAACAAAUGUGAGUCUUUGUCCCCUUAUCUCUUGAGAUUUCAUGUGUUUGUCAGGUUUUUAUGACAGAAUGGCAAGAGAUUAUCAUUUAUUUUAGGCCUUGUCACCUGUUACUAUUUUAUAUAUAUAUAUAUAUAUAUAUAUAUAUAUAUAUAUGAUAAAUUGUAAGUCUUUUGCUACACUUGUGAAAAGAGCAUCUCUGUUAAUAUUUUUUGUUUUGAUAUUUAACAGAUUCCUGUGUAAUAGCAUUAAACUUGAUUUUAUUGUUGACUUAAAUAGGUUGUUUUAAUGUCAUCUCCUUUUGAAUUGUGCAUAUGUAAGGACUGUACGGGCAUUGUAUUGCUUUUUGUUGCAAAGUAAGUUGUCGUUAUGAUGCAUUUUUUCAAGGAUAGUAUGCCAGCUAAUGUGUUUUUAUUUUGUGUUUGUAGAGUAAUCCUAUAACAGUGUCAUUACACAGGAAUCAGGGUCUCACUGUACCAUGUAAAAAAGAUGAUAAUCUGCAUAUCAGUAAUCUUCAGUGUAUUUUAAAGAUGGACAACAUGCCAGAAAA
Molecule: messenger RNA, 7050 nt
Organism: Perca fluviatilis (European perch)
Lineage: Eukaryota; Metazoa; Chordata; Actinopteri; Perciformes; Percidae
Gene: atrnl1b
Product: attractin-like 1b
Exons: 29
Coding region: 900-5030 (1376 amino acids)
Cellular component (GO): Golgi apparatus
Molecular function (GO): protein binding
Source: RefSeq, a predicted model, not a curated record